This is a messenger RNA of Mytilus trossulus (common blue mussel), 7001 nucleotides long. RefSeq names its product maestro heat-like repeat-containing protein family member 1. The record is from RefSeq and is a predicted model, not a curated record. The transcript has 42 exons. Gene Ontology annotation, cellular component: cytoplasm. The coding region runs from base 94 to 5238 and encodes 1714 amino acids. NCBI's taxonomy places the organism in Eukaryota, Metazoa, Mollusca, Bivalvia, Mytilida, Mytilidae.
UAUUAUUCUGUAAAAACACAGUCACAUGAUGUUGAAAGUUUGCUUGAUUAUUUAAGGGGAGUUUUUUUUCUGUUUUAUAGCGAAUGUCAUUCCAUGAUAAUGCCUGGAGUAGACGAUGAUGCAAUUCGGAAUACGGGUGGCCAAGUUGACGACUUGGCCAUGGCCAUGAUUGAUGCUGCCUACGACAGGGAAGCAGAUUGCAGGGACCAGAUUUGUGAUGCUUUGUUUGACCUGGGAAAAAAGAGGCCAGCACUUGUCUUAAGCUCUGCAUAUUCUUACCUAAAGAAGCACAACAAACUUCAAACUGGCCACAGAGUCGUGUUGUUACAAUGUAUGGAAAGGAUAAUAAAGGAGACACUGAGCGAGUUGGAUCCACCGUUAGCUAUAGAUGUCAUAAAACAAGCUGCUAUGGAACUGACUGUAUCAAAGGAAGUAAUGCCAGAAUGGCAAACAGCUGCAAGUGGUGUCCUGGUUUCCUUGGGAGCCAGAUUUUGUGAUGAAGUUAUGGAUGAAAUGUUACAAAGAUUUCAACCAGGAAUUUUACCUCAUUUCUUUGUGAUUCAAACCAUAGGAAACUUAGCCACAUCUAAUGUGUAUGGAAUGGUUCCACAUUUGACUGCAGUGUUAGGAACAAUGUUACCCAUGUUAGGGAUGGCCAAACAUGAAAAUAUGAGAUGGGUAUUUUCAUCAGCAAUAUCAAAAUUUAGUGAGGCAAUCAUAGACUAUUGUGCCAACACUGACAAGGCCCCAGACCCCUCAGUAUCAAAGGAAAGAUUUGAACAGGAAAUAGGAUCAGCCUUUGAUGUAUUGUUUAACUCCUGGUUACAUAUCACUAAGGAAAUGAAGUUAAGAGUAGCUAUUGUUGAAGCUAUAGGAAACAUGUGCCAUUUAAUGGCCAGAGAUAAACUGGAGGAACAAUUACCAAAAAUUCUACAGGUUAUUUUAGGAUUGUACAAAAAGCAUCCAGAACCUAUCCAUGUUACCCAGGGAUUGUGCAGUGUAUUAGAUGCAGUUUGUAUAGAAGGGAAUACAGUGUUAGAACCAAACCUGGAUACAGUUUUAGGAUUUCUUUUCCCACAAAUCAUUAAUCCACCAGACUACAAAAACCCACAAAGCAUAAAGAAUCAUAAUGAAGUUCUUAGAUGUUUGGCUAUUAUAGCCAGGUCAUUUUCUGGUAAAUUGACUGGAAUUUUAUUAUCAAAGCUAGAGAGUGGAAAUGAGAAGAUGAAAAUAGGAAUGCUAACAGUGUUCAAACAUCUUAUAAAUGCUGCAACGGAAUCCAUGCAAGAUAAACAGGAAGUAGUUGUGUCUGGUCUCAAAAUGAUGCUCAGUGAACAGAAUAACAAGCUGAAGAAAGUAUUUGCCCAGGUUGUAAUUGCCAUGGCACAUCAUGGUUAUCUAGAACUCGAAGGAGGACAACAAAUGAUAGAGUUCAUCAUAAAACAGUCGGCACUCAAAAAUGAUCCUCCAGGUAAAAAGUCCCCCGAUCCAGAGUAUGUGUCUAACCAAGCGUUACGUACUAUGUGUGACCAUGUUCUACAGUUGUUGACAACCACAGUGGAGGAUAUGGAACAUGUUUUAUGGCCAUAUUUGUUAGAAUUAAUUAUCCCUGAACAAUAUACAGAAGCUCAAGGAGUAGUAUGUAAAUGUUUGUCUCACUUGGCUACUAAGAAAAGGAAGGAACAAACAGAAGAUUAUGAGAUAGAUUUUGAAACUCAAGCUAAUAUUCCCAAACCUGAAGCUUUGAUAGCUAGACUGAUGGUACUAGCAGGACGACCACAAAAUGGUAGAAACAGAGGGAUACAUGUACUCACAUUGAUGCAGGGACUGGUUCCUAAUUUAAAUGAAAAUCUGGUAGAGCUAUGGGACACGGUUAUACCUAAACUAAUCCAGUAUUUGGAAGAUGCCGGUAAAGAAGAUACCUGGAACCAGAAGAAUUGGGAGGAUUUGUCUCUCAAGUUACUAAGUAAAAGUUUAGAUGUAGUAGACAAUGAAGAAUGGAUAGCUGAGCUUGGAGAAGUAUUUGGACAACAGAUACCUAUGUAUAAUAACUAUCCUGACGAAAAGAAUUUUAUGUAUAAAUGUCUUGGUGUGAUUACAAGAAAAUCAACAAAGAAAGAUUUUGUAGGAAAACAUUUGGAUUUGAUAUUUGGAUCAGUGAAACAUACAGAUCAAACAGAGAGAGAGGGCUGUGCUAUAGCUAUGGGAUUCUGUGCUGCUUCACAUUUAGAUGCUGUACUUUCCAAAUUAGAAUCAGUCGCUAAAACAGAACUUCAGCAGAAAUCAUCAGGGUUGUUCAGUUUUAUGAAGAUAGGGUUUGCUGCAAAUAAGGGUGAGAAGUCUGAAGUUGAUAUUGAAAGGACAAAAGCUACAUUGAUGCUGUGUUAUGGGUUUGUAGCCUUGUUUUCUCCAGUAUCUCUCAUUGUGUCAAGAAUGGAAGCUACAAUCCUUAGAAGUAUUCAGCCAUACUUUGCCAAUGUAAAGGAUGCCCACAAUCUAGAACUUAGACGAUGUUUAAUCAGGACAAUUGAAUUAAUUGGAAAAGCUUUUGAUCCUAAGAUAAUGAAGAAAUCACAUACAUUCAUACCAAAGCAAAAAUUCAUUUCGUCAGUUAAGGAUACAUCAGUAAAACAAAACCUAAUUCGCACGCUCGACUUGAUUGGUGAUGCGUUACAUCCAGACCAUCUUAAAACAACAUAUAAUUUUAGUAACCGUGGCGAGUUUAUUACUCAUCUUCAGAGUUAUAUGCAGAUGGAGAGUACAACAUCAUUAACCAAUGAAACAAGAGCUUUAGCAAUGAAUGCUUGUUCAACUUUAGUUAAACUGGAUCCCCGUUUAAAUGAGGCAGAAGAACUUGAUCUUGUGAAAACCAGUAUAGACUGUAUUUAUCCACUGCCACCUGGUGGUCUACCGGUAUCAAAGAAGGCGAAGGAAGAAUCAUAUGACAAGACGUUAGAAGCUGAAGUGCUGAUGUCAGCAACGUUUGAUGCUUUACAUGACUUACUCAAAGAAAUACUCCUCAAAGAUCUCACUCCUAAUGGCCUCAAUACUAUAUUCAAGCAACUGAGUAAAUGGUUUCUUUCUAUUGAAGAGUAUGAGCGAGAAAGGAGUUUAACAACACUUCUUAUUGUAGAAAACUUUUUGUUAGAAAAUAUGGAACCAAGUUCAAAUAAUAUAACAGAUUUUCCCACUGAAUGUGUCAUCCUUGCCAAGUUAGUCCCAAGAUGUACAGAUCCCAAUAUAAGAGUUAGACAGAUGGCUAUGGACUGUGUUCAGUGUACACUUAGGAUUGCUUCAAAAAUAGCAGGUAAUUCAAUGGACCAGCCAGACCAGAUGAUUGAUGCUCUGUGUACACUUAAAGAACGGCUAGAGAAAGAUGAUCCAAAUGUUUUAUUCAGUGUCAUAAACGAUCUUGCCAAGGUAAUUGCUAAAAAGUUACCAAGUGGUCAACUGAUAGAGUUUUUAGAUGUUUUACAAGAAGGGCUAUUAGAUCCACAGUCACACAGUUCAUCUGGGGCUUGUGUUGUACUUAAUGGCAUCCUUAAAGCUAGAGGAAAUGAAGUAUCAAAACAGGUUUCUACCAUAAUUGGUUAUCUUCAUGACAAGUUGGGUCAGAUUGAGUUUGAUCAGACCAGAACUGGUACACUAAGAUCUGUUAGAACAUUGUCGUCACAUCAUCUCACAAAUGUAUUAAAGGCUUUACUGAGUUAUCCAUUACCCUAUGAUAGCAAUAUAGUAGCAAUAUGGCAGAUUCUAUCCCAGGAUGCAAUGUUAACAUCUGGUUUCACUGAUCAGAUGUUGGACAUGCUUUCCAGACAAUUACCAUAUGAAGAAAAGAAAGAUGGAGACAGAACAAUCAAAAUUGCUACACAACAACCAUUAGCUGUGACUUGUGCUUUAAAAAUUAUAUUUGAUGUUGAAGAAUCUGAGGAGGUGGUAAAGAAGAAUUACCACAGAUUCUUUUCUUCUCUCCUUAUAAGAAUUGGUUCUUCUAUUGAUUGUAAGCCGCCGAAACCUGUUGUGGAGGAAAGAGAAAGUAAACCAAAAGAAAAGAAGAAAUCUGUUCCACCUCCAUCAUCUAAGGUUCCAGUUCCUAGUCUGGCAGCUGUAGAGGCAUUUAAGUCAUUUCUACAGAGGUCAAAGUCAGAGGACAUUAUAGAGGGACUUGACAAAGAAGAUUGCUGGGAAAUGUUUGAAGAUGAAGAAAGAUAUCCAGAAAGUGUCACCAUAUUAUGCAGAUAUUUAGUAGAAAGUGCCGUAGGAGGACCCUACAUAUCAAAGAUAGUUACAUCUCUUGCCUCAGGCUUGUCAAGUUUGUAUGACCCUCAGAGAGUUACAGUGGCUGCUUUCUUUUCAGAGUUGAUAAAUCUGAAAUGUGCUGGUAAUGAUGACAUGAUAGAAAUGGUAAUGAACAGUUUACUAGGAAGACUUGUAGAUUCUUCUCACAUGGUUAGAAUGUUGUGUAUCAGAGGGCUGGGAAAUGUGGCCAGUAAUGAGAAACAACAGGUACAGCAAUACUCCACGACAGUUCUAUCAGCUAUGAUGGCCGGUAUGGAUGAUAAAGAAGACCCCGAGGACCUUAUCACCACGGAGGCCAUGUCUGGACUGUCUAAGAUUCUGUCAGAGAUAGAUGAGAGUCAUAUCAGAGCAAUACUCAUUAAUGUCUCACUCAGAAUUAGACCCUGCUUUGAAAAGGAUCGACCAGCAGUUCGAGCUCAGGCAUUUAUUUUGUUUGGUAAUUUAUCAAGGUUUGGAGAUGGCCCAUCUAAAGCUCCAUUUUUAGAACAAAUACACAGUAACUUUGUUAGUUUAUUACUGCAUCUAAAUGAUCCAGAACAGGAAGUAAAAAAGGCUUGCAAGUUUUCUUUGCGUCUCUUAGGACCAUUGCUAGAGUCAGAGGCUAUAAAUAAUAAGUUCCAGAAAUAUUUACUGGAAGAUGCUAACCUGAUAUACGGAGAGUUUAUGAAUGAUUUAGCAAAAUGUAUUAUACAAGACUUCCCAGACAAAGUGAAUUUCUACGUUAUGGGCUGUAUAUCGUUCUAUAAAAGUAUGUGGUCAGAUAUUAAGUGUAAUGCAGCAUUAUUUACAGGGUAUUUACUGGGGAAUUUACAACAUGACAAACAGGUGUCCAUAUCAAAAGAACAUGUCUGUGCAGCUCUUAUUAUUCUGUUAAAAGACCAAUCACCCAGUGUUAGAGCUGCAGCAGCUGAAGCCAUGAGCUUACUUUAUGAAUAUUAAGACUUUAUAAAUACUGAAACGCUAACUUUAUAAAUAGGUAAUGUGCAAUACCUCUGCUUAAAACUUUUGUAUGACAAUGACAUUGUAAUAUAAUACUCGUCUGCCUAUGAGGUGUACAUUGGGUGAUAAUGUCUAUUUCUAUUACUGUGGAAUUAUUAUUAUUAUUGGGAUACCAAUUUUGGUUGAUUUCUUGGGUGAAGGUCAACCAAAAAUGAUAAAGUUCAACAAAGUUCAAUUUUUCAAUUUGCUUGUGUGCAGAAUUAUGCAAAGCAAUGAAAUCAAAUAUCCAUGAAAAUACAUGUUUUUAAAAAAAAUUAGUAAUCACCAGAAUAAGUGAAUCCACAGUAUUUUGUAUCCAUAGGUGAUAAUAGCAAUUCCAAUUUAUAUAUUAUAUGUAUUCAUUUGUGAUAAUGUAAUUCCAUUAAAUGUAUAUUUGUUGGUGUUAAUAUGAUGUAUAACUACUGGUGACAAGUAAAAAUUCUUAUUAUACAUUAUAUGGUAAACAAUCAUUUAUUAUAAAGUAUAUCUGUAGAGGAAUCUGUUAUGCUGGUGUGAAAACUGUUAUGAGUGAUGAAGUUUGCAAAAUAUGAUUAAUCAUGGCUUUAUAAUGAUUACUAAUAUGAAUUGUAUAUUCUUUGUGUUAAAUCAAUUCAUAAUCAUUCCAUUAAAUAGACAUUUUAGAGCUAUGCAACCAUAAUAGUUGGUAAAUGCCAAAAUUUUCUUAAAGGAUUACAAUAAAAUCUGUUUAGUUAGUUGAUAAGGAUGCUUAUCAUCCUAAACAUUAACUUAUUAAAUGUGUCACAGAGUUCUCUUUAAAAACCCUUACUUUUGAACAUUAAAGAUAAACCAACAUCUGCUGUCAUCAGCUGGAAAUACCUGCUAUAAAUUCACAAUUACAGGUUUUAAAAAACAUAUUUGCCAUGUAAAUACUGAUAUGCUGCUUUAUUCAGUUUUGUUGUGUAAUAAUAAGGAGAAAACUGCAUCAUAUUUUAAGCUUGGUUUAAGUUAAAUUUAGGUUUACUGUGUAGCAGUGUUUCAGAGCUACGUACAUGUGAAACUAAAUAUAAAGCAAAUAGCUUCAACACAAAACUUCAGAAAAUAUAUAUUGAUGUAUUCUGCUGUGCUAUCUGAAGAGUAUUAGGAUAUAUAAUUCUUAAGGUAACACAAUUGGCCUUGCUUAUUACAACUAAGGAAAUGGGAAAAUGCAACCACACAUGUUCAAUUUAUUUGAAUGCCUCUAAUCCCUCAUUGGAUUAUUUUCGGAGAAGCCCUUAUAAAAAUGUAAAAGUUACUUGUGCUUUUAUGUUAUGCAUUAACUGUGCAUGUAGGGUAUUAAAGGCCUCUUAAAGUAAUUAGAUUUUUCUCUACAUGUUAAUCUGGUGGUUUUGAUAUAUUAAAAUGAUGUGACGAAACAGGCAUUAAACACCAAUAUCUAUUAUAUAUCGAUGAUCAAAUUCCACAUUUUAAUAAUAAUUAUGUAAUGUAUAAAGCAGAACAACCCCUUUGUCUGGUUGUUUUAAUAUGAAUAUAUGCAUUCAAAAAAUAACCAUAAAAAGUAUAAAUAGUACGGUAUUGAACUUUCCUUUUGUGUUGCUUUGUUAAUAUACAUUUAUUUAUUGUAAUGAUUUGGUGCACCUCCGGUAGAUGACUGGAUCAUGCUUAUAUAAUGUUACUUGUUUUAUUUAUGGCUAUAAUAUUUUAUAUGUAACAAUCAAAUUGUUUUGUUAAUUUAUUUUUUUAGAAAAUGAUUAAAUGAUAUAAUA